Molecule: messenger RNA, 3169 nt
Organism: Numida meleagris (helmeted guineafowl)
Lineage: Eukaryota; Metazoa; Chordata; Aves; Galliformes; Numididae
Product: protein-arginine deiminase type-3-like
Exons: 16
Coding region: 103-2250 (715 amino acids)
Cellular component (GO): cytoplasm
Molecular function (GO): protein-arginine deiminase activity; calcium ion binding
Source: RefSeq, a predicted model, not a curated record
GACAGUGCUGCUUUGUUAUAUUAAAGAAAAACAACAACAACAGAAAAAGCACUAUUCAGGGGAAAACAGUGUUAGGGUGAAAAAUCAGCACUGAUUCGCACUAUGUGUCGUCAGAAAGCUCAGCGGUGCGCACCAGCUGGGUGGGAUCAGGCUGUGUUAAUCUCCUCCCUGCUGCCAGCCUUUAUAAUCCCCUCGUGCCGUCCCCGCCAGCACUCAAGGGUGUGUGGUGGCAUGGCCCAGCAGCGUCGUGUUCAGCUCUGCACCCAGCGGCCCACCAGCACUGUCUGCGUGCUGGGCACCGAGCUCUCCUUGGACAUCCAGGGGUCAGCACCCAAGGAUGCCAUUGCCUUCCACGUGCAAGGAACGCCAGGUGUGAAAGUCUACGUGGUGCAUGAGACACAGAGUGUGAAGCUGCCCUCCAGUGUCACCCGUUGGCCCUUGUCUGCUGGCACUGAGGUGCUGCUCACCAUGGAGGCAAUCAGCAAGGAUGUCGGGGAUGAGAAGGUCAGGGUUUCCUAUUUUGGUGAAGCCAGUGGAGUGCCAGUGGGCAGAGCCAUGCUGUACCUCACCUGCGUGGAAGUCUCGCUGGAUGCUGACACUGGCCGCAGCGGGUCGGUCAGCAGGACAUUGGUGGACAAGGCCACAUGGACAUGGGGUCCUGAUGGGCACGGUGCCAUUCUGCUGGUCAACUGCGACCGUGACGACCCCAAGAGCCGGUUGACGGGUGAUGGCAGCGAACCCAAAAGCCAGCCGACAGAUAAUCGCGACACCACUGUGUGCUCCUAUGAGGACCUGAAGGACAUGUCACAAAUGGUUCUGCGGACUCGUGGACCACGCACCAUCUUCACCGGCCACGGCCUUGUGCUACACGUGGGUUUCAGUGAUGCUGAUAAAGUCGGCGUGUUCUACGGAGGCAACAGCAUCGCACUGGAGGAAUACAAGCAUGUGCUGGGGGGUGAGAAGCUUGCCUAUGCUGUGAAGCCCAGCCGGCACCAGGAGGAAAGUAUCUUCUAUGUGGAGGGGCUUGCCUUCCCUGAUGCUGGCUUUUCAGGGCUGGUUGCGUUUCAUGUCACACUGCUGGAGAGCUCUGAGAAGGGCUUCCUGGAGACACCGAUUUUCACGGACACGGUGGUGUUCCGUGUGGCUCCAUGGAUCAUGACACCCAACACGCUGGCACCAUUGGAGGUCUUUGUGCCCAGUGUGGAGGACAAUGAGGACUUUGUGGCAGCCAUCAGCGCACUGGCUGAGGAAGCCAAGUGCCCAGUGACCAUCUGCCCACUGCCCGAGAACCGCAAUGACCGCUGGAUCCAGGAUGAAGUGGAGUUUGGCUAUGUGCAAGCGCCCCAUAAAACAUUCCCAGUGGUCUUUGAUUCACCUCGUGACCGCGGCCUGAAGGACUUCCCUGUCAGGAGCAUCCUGGGCCCUGAUUUUGGCUAUGUGGCUCAGAAAACACCAGAGAACACCUCCAGCCUCGACUCCUUUGGCAACCUGGAGGUCAGUCCCCCAGUGACUGUGCGCAGCAAGGAGUACCCACUGGGCCGCAUCCUCAUUGGCAGCAGCUUCCCCAGGUUUGGUGGCCGGCGCAUGGCCAAAGCGGUGCGGAAUUUCCUUGCUGCCCAACGGGUGCAGGCGCCUGUGGAGCUCUUCUCGGACUGGCUGCAGGUUGGACAUGUUGACGAAUUCCUCAGCUUCAUCCCUGCACCCGAUCGGAAGGGCUUUCGGCUGCUGCUGGCAAGCCCCAGUGCCUGCUACCAGCUGCUCAGGGAGAAGCAGGAGAUGGGCUAUGGGGAAGCGACAAUGUUCCAGGGGCUGCACGGCGUGCCCAAGCCGAGCAUCAACGAGAUCCUGGCUAAUGAAGCACUGCGCAAGUUCAAUGCCUAUGCGCAGAGCUGCAUCAGUUGGAACCGAGACAUCCUGAAGCGGGAGCUGGGGCUGGCUGAGCAGGACAUCAUUGACAUCCCGCAGCUCUUCCAAGCCGAUGACCAAACUAGAGCCAUGGCCUAUUUCCCUGACAUGGUGAACAUGCUGGUGCUGGGCAGACACUUGGGUAUCCCCAAGCCCUUUGGGCCGCUGGUAGCUGGGCAGUGCUGCCUGGAGGAGCGGGUGCGGGCACUGCUGCAGCCCCUGGGGCUCUCCUGCACCUUCAUCGAUGAUUUCUUCUCCUACCACAAGCUUGCUGGAGAGGUGCACUGCGGCACCAAUGUCCGCCGCAAGCCCUUUGCCUUCAAGUGGUGGCGGAUGGUGCCCUGAGCUGCCCAUUUUCCUCCCUUUUUUUCCCUAAAUCCCUUCUCCCUCCCUGUAAGUGCCUUCUGUGCAGCAGUCCCCCCCCCCCAACUCCCAUUGGAAAUAAAUGAGGGCUGCGCUUGCUCCCAGCCUCCUGCUGAGGUUAAAGACAUCUUUGAAGUGUUCAGGGGUGUGAUGCAGAGCUCUGCAGCAAUGUAUAUGGAAAAAGCAUUUGCAUGUCCAACUACGCAAUGGAUGCAUGCACAAAAAUGUACACGUGCAAAACUACAGAAAAAAAAUGUGAGCAGAAGCUUACAAAAUGUGUAUGCAUGCAUGAGAAUGCUAACAGGAAAACACACGUGCAUGCAUAAAAAGAAAAGCCCGCUGAAAGUGCACAGAAAUGCACAGGCUGCUUUACAAAGUGGGCAUGCAUACGAAUAUGAAUGAUAGUGUGCAUGCCUGUUUUGGUGUAGUUCUAACAGCCAAAUACACAAACUGCCAGGCAUGUGCUACAACAGGCAAGCAUGCACAAAAGAAUGCAUACAUGGACAAAAAUAUGCAUGCAAAAAAAAAUCCAAAUGCAAAAUAAUCACAUUUAGAGAGUAAAAUGCACAGAUACACUGGGAAAAAAUGCACAUGUGCAAAUGCAUGUAAAAAAGUAAGUGUGCAUGCAUGCACAAGGACACGUGUAUGUAUGCACUGCUGUGUUUGCACCCUGCUUCCAAAAUCAUAGAGGGAACUGAGGGGAGUAGAUCCGGGGAUGGAGGAUUGUGAUAGCAGCAGGAUGGUGCCCUCUAACGGCUGCGGGUUUGCUUUUAGGGAUGCUGGUGCUGCUUCGUGCACUGCUUCGGGGUGAACAGGGAGCAUUCCCUUUAUUUGUCCAUUUUGGUUACAAGAGAAAAGAAAAUGGGGGCAGGGAUGAAGGUGAGGAACUUCUCACCUUCAU